Phycodurus eques (leafy seadragon) is the source of this 4012-nucleotide messenger RNA. RefSeq names its product SEC63 homolog, protein translocation regulator (gene sec63). The record is from RefSeq and is a predicted model, not a curated record. Gene Ontology annotation, molecular function: transmembrane protein transporter activity; RNA binding. The coding region runs from base 158 to 2425 and encodes 755 amino acids. Gene Ontology annotation, biological process: SRP-dependent cotranslational protein targeting to membrane; post-translational protein targeting to endoplasmic reticulum membrane. The transcript has 19 exons. Gene Ontology annotation, cellular component: Sec62/Sec63 complex. Lineage: Eukaryota; Metazoa; Chordata; Actinopteri; Syngnathiformes; Syngnathidae.
CUCAUCUCUGCUAGAUGCUAACUGGCUAACGGUCUGUCCGUCAGUUAGUAAGGAGCAUUCACUCAGCGGUCGGGCUACCUCCAGCAGCGGUGGGACGUGCGUGCCGCGGCGGCGAACGACGCUUGGACACCCGGACGGUGGCGCCGCGAGCGACGAAAUGGCCGGCCAGCAGUUCCAGUACGACGAUAGCGGCAAUACGUUUUUCUACUUUCUCACGUCGUUCGUGGGACUCAUCGUGAUCCCGGCCACCUACUACUUCUGGCCGCGGGAUCAGAAUGCUGAACAAUUGCGUCUGAAGAGCCUGCGAAGGGUGCACGGCAGGUGCUUGUGGUACCGGCUCCGGCUGAUGAAGUCCCAGCAGAGCAUCGUCCCCACGCUCAAGAAAACUGCCUUGUUAUUUGGCUGGGCUGUCUUCCUGCUGCUUGCGUACAAAGUGUCCAAGCUGGACAGGGAGUACCAGGAGUACAAUCCUUAUGAAGUCCUCAGCCUGGACCCGGGGUCAUCGCUGUCUGAAAUCAAGAAGCAGUACCGCGUGCUGUCGCUCCAAUUCCAUCCGGACAGAGGCGGGGACGAGGCCACGUUCAUGAGGAUUGCUAAAGCUUACGCCGCUCUCACCAAUGAACAAUCCCGAAAAAACUGGGAAAUGUACGGCAACCCGGACGGUCCAGGCGCCACCAGUUUUGGUAUCGCUCUGCCUGCCUGGAUUGUGGACCAGAAAAACUCAAUGCUGGUCUUGCUGGUGUACGGUCUGGCCUUCAUGGUCAUCCUCCCUGUUGUAGUGGGCACGUGGUGGUACCGCUCCAUCCGAUACAGCGGAGACCAGAUCCUCAUCAACACCACUCAGCUCUUCAUGCACUUCAUGUACAAGACACCCAACAUGAACAUGAAGCGGUUAGCCAUGGUGCUGACGGCAGCGUUUGAGUUUGACCCACGCAACAAUAAAGAAGCCACCAUCCGACCCACGGAUAACAUCGAAGUGCCACAGUUGAUUCGUGAGUUGGGAAACAUCAAUGUGAAGAAGAAGGAGCCUCCCUUCUGCUACCCAUACAGUCUGAAGGCCCGAGUUUUGGUCCUCUCUCACCUGGCACGCAUGGAUGUGUCUGAGGAGUUGGAGGAAGAUCAGAGGUUUGUGGUGAGGAAGAGUCCAGCUCUCCUCCAGGAGAUGAUCAACGUGGGCUGUCAGCUCACCAUGAUGGCCAACAGCAGAGGAGGUUUCCACGCUCCUCGCCUGGUCACCAUCGAGAACUGCAUGAAGCUGACCCAGAUGAUUGUGCAAGGCCUGCAGGAGUCAAAGUCACCCCUGCUGCAGCUGCCCCAUUUCGAGGAAGAGCAUCUCCGUUACUGCAUCUCCAAGAAGUACAAGGUCCGGAGUCUGCAGGACCUGGUGAGCCUCAAAGACUCGGACAGACGUAGCAUGCUGCGCUUCCUGGGGGAAGAGAAAUACGACGAGGUUAUGGCUGUGCUCGGCAGCUUCCCUCACAUCACUAUGGACACCAAAUUACAAGUCCUCGACGACGAAGACAGCAGCAACAUCACGGCAGGCUCCAUAGUCACGGUUACGGUCACCUUAACUAGAAAACGAAUGGUGGAGGUGUUUGAAAAAGAGCAGGAGUCCUUGCCAUGUCCAGGAGAGGAGGUGGGGGCCCCCACAGAGGAAGCAGGAGAUGUGAAUAAAGUCAAAGCAAAGCAAGUGUGGCAGAACAAGAGCAAAGGCACCAAGAAGACUGCAAAGUCCAAGAAGAAAAAGCUCACUAAGAAGAAGGCCACGCCAGGACCGGUCAAAGGCAAGCAGGCCAACGGCAGCGUGGCGGGAAAUGAGGUGGCCUCGGCGGCCAAGGAGGAGGAGGAGGAGAUCUCGGACAAAGGCAGCGAGUCGGACGAGGGUGAGACCAACAAAGACUCUCCCAGCGAGAGAGAUGAAGACAGCGACAAGCAGAGCGACACUGAGGUGGACGAGAUGGCUGGAGACGACGAGGAGGAGUGGGAGGCGCUGCAGCAGAGCAUCCAGAGGAGAGAGCGCGCCCUGCUGGAGACCAAGUCCAAGGUGACGCACGCCGCCUACAGCCUCUACUACCCUGAGGAGAAACAGGAGUGGUGGUGGCUCUACAUCGCUGACCGGCGGGACCAGACCCUCGUGUCCAUGCCCUACCAUGUCUGCACGCUCAAGGACACUGAGGAGGUGGAGCUGAAGUUUCCGGCACCUUCCAAAACGGGCAACUAUCAAUAUUCUGUCAUCCUCCGCUCGGAUUCCUACUUGGGACUGGACCAGAUCAAACCACUCAAGCUGGAGGUUCACGAGGCCAAGGCCAUGCUGGACAACCAUCCCCAAUGGGACAUCCCAGACACGGAGGAGGACGACGAGGAGCAGGAGGACAGCGACGGCAUCGAGGAGAGUGAAGACGACGAUGACGACGACAACGACUGAGCACGCGCACACCCCGGCCCCUGCCGUCCCUUACUUCCUCCACACACACGCUGACGCAAAGACUCAGCCCGGGACAUUUUUGUACACUCUGGUCCAUAUCCUCUCCCAACACGCCAGCGCUCGCCUCUUUUCUAUGUGUGUGUGUGUGCAUGUGUGUGGGUUUCUAACCUGGUAAGAAUGUGUACAGGUGCGAUAAAAUGGGGACUGGAGCAGCCAUCUUGUGAGAGGCCAUGUGUGUAGAACAACAACAAAUUGUGUUCCUUUCGCCUCAAGUUGUCACAAUCACUUGACAGCACACCACACCAAAUCGACUUUAUAAUAGAACUUGAAGGGUCACUAUUAAGAACCAUGCUAUUUUCUAAUAGUGUCAUCAUUAGUCCUUCUCUCACUCUGCACACUAGUACAUAGUAGGUUUUUGUCGCACCACAUUCCAGUGUGUCGUCAUCGCCCGCAGAAGCCUUACAAAUACGAAAAGUGAUAAAAAAAAAAUAAAAACGAAAUGUACAAAAAUAUUUUAGAAAGUCCACUUGGGUGCCAUGCACCCGCCGGUCUUCUCAGCUCGGCAGUAUUUUUGUUUUCUUUUUGUUAGCGUAGUUGACCUUUAGCGCACCCUGUCUGGGUGAUUUAUUUUUGUUCUCAAUGCUUAUUUGUUUUGUAAAAAUCCACAUGUAUGUUUUUAUUUUUUUUUUGGCAGGGGGGGGCGGGGUCCUUUCAAAGCUGUGUUAACUGGGAAGGGCAGCUUUUUUUGGGGGGGGUGAGUUGUAUCUCGAGUACAUACGAUCCACUGAGGAGGCGGCCCGUACGGUGAUAGGGUAGUGCAGGGGUGUCAAACUCAUUUUCGUCACGGGCCACGUCGUAGUUAUCAUUUCCCUCGGAGGGCCGUUCUGACUGAACCCAUGUAAAUGUAUGAUCGUUGUAUAUUAUUACAUAUACACAACACAUUCAUUCAUAACUAGUUUUGAAAUCAGUAAAGAACUGUUCAACUAUUAUUAUUUUAAAGGGGAGAUGGACCAAAAAAAAAACCUUAGUCUUUUUAAAAGUGAAGACAAUUAGCAAUUUUGGCAUUUUAGCAAGAAACAUAAAGUAGAGGCACAUGAUUUGCGGUCGCGGGUCACAUAAAAUGAUGUGGCGGGCCGGAUCUGGCCCUCGGGCCUUGGGUUUGACACCUGUGGUGUAGCGUGUACAUACGGCUGGCCAAUAGAAUGUAGCGUCAGUGAUGUGACACUGUGCUGAAGUGUGCAGGGAUGACCUUUAUGGCAAUCCGUUUGAGCAUUUAUUUGAUAUCCAUCAUAUCAAAGUACUAGUACGGUCUUUGUCCUCAAUAGUGAGACAAUUCACCGGACUAGUCGGAUAUCGAAUGGAUCCUUGCACGGGUUGGCGUAGCCCCUCGUCUCCUCUCUCUUUCUCUCUCUCAAAACCCCUCCUGUGACAAACUUAUUGUAUUCGAAGUAUCCCAAUGACUCCUCCACCUCCGCUUUCUGCCACUCGUUUACAAAGGAACUGGCAUUGUAAAUGGAUUAAAAAAAAAAAAAGAAAAAGUAUAUUAUUUGUAUUUAAAAUCAUUUCAAAUAAAAACUUUUAAAUGAA